AUGGACCCGGGGCUGUCCAAGUUCGUGGACUGUGAGUACCUCAGCGCGGGUUUUCUCCGCCAGGCUGUUAUCACGGUGAUCACAAACGACGGCCGCGUGAUUGUGGGUACGUUGCGGGGCUACGACCAGACGACCAACCUCAUCUUGGAGGACUGCCACGAGAGGGUGUACUCGACAAAGUAUGGAGUAGAGCAACUGGUGCUGGGACUGUACAUCAUCAGGGGCGACAACGUGUGA
Molecule: messenger RNA, 237 nt
Organism: Ostreobium quekettii
Lineage: Eukaryota; Viridiplantae; Chlorophyta; Ulvophyceae; Bryopsidales; Ostreobiaceae
Source: the annotation of a GenBank genome assembly